Gymnodraco acuticeps is the source of this 3996-nucleotide messenger RNA. RefSeq names its product RUNX family transcription factor 3 (gene runx3). Gene Ontology annotation, molecular function: DNA-binding transcription factor activity, RNA polymerase II-specific; ATP binding; RNA polymerase II cis-regulatory region sequence-specific DNA binding. The record is from RefSeq and is a predicted model, not a curated record. Gene Ontology annotation, biological process: regulation of transcription by RNA polymerase II; neuron differentiation; regulation of cell differentiation. Lineage: Eukaryota; Metazoa; Chordata; Actinopteri; Perciformes; Bathydraconidae. The transcript has 8 exons. Bases 211 to 1470 code for a protein of 419 amino acids. Gene Ontology annotation, cellular component: nucleus.
ACCACCAUCGUGCAGGAGAAAGAGAAAGGAUCUGCUGGCUAACCUCAGACCCUCAGCCCGCUGCGUGACACAGGACCACAAGCCCAGCCCUCGCUGCCGCCGCCGCUUCCACCACCCAGGCUCCGUCCAGCAGGUACUCCUAUCAUCUCCAACCCCGGUCAGCGGAGAUCGACUGAAGAGCAGGCUCCUCACCGUUCUGUCUUCUCUGUCAUGGCAUCAAACAGCAUCUUUGACUCCUUCUCCAACUACAGCAGCAGUCUACUCAGAGAUUCGCCCACCACCAGACGGUUCCCGCCGCCCUCCACGUCCUUCCCCUGCAGUAAGGUCGGAGACGGCAACGGGGCCAUGGCCACCCCGGGGCCCCACAGGUCACGAUCGGACAGCAGGAACGUGGUGGACGUGCUGGCGGACCACGCCGGAGAGCUGGUCCGGACCGACAGCCCUAAUUUCCUCUGCUCCGUGCUCCCGUCCCACUGGAGGUGCAACAAGACACUGCCCGUGGCUUUCAAGAUCGUGGCUCUCGGUGAUGUCCCCGACGGGACUCUGGUCACCGUGAUGGCCGGGAACGACGAGAACUUUUCGGCUGAGCUGAGGAACGCCUCCGCCGCGAUGAAGAACCAGGUGGCCCGUUUCAACGACCUGCGCUUUGUGGGCAGGAGCGGACGAGGGAAGAGCUUCACUCUGACCAUCACCGUGUUCACCGGACCGCCGCAAGUGGCCACCUACCACCGCGCCAUCAAAGUCACCGUGGAUGGACCCCGAGAACCGCGCAGACACAGAGUGAAGAUGGAAGACCCCCAGAAGAUGCAGUUCUCGGACAGGCUGUCAGAGAUCGAGCGCUACCAGCGGUCGAUGCGGAUAGGACAAGUGAACAAUAAUCCCCGCCCCAUCCACCAAACCCACCUAAGCACCACACAAGCCCUGUGGCAGGAUCAAAUGGACACCCCCGCUCUGAAGACAUGCAAAGUGGAGGAAGACCUGAGACCAUGGCCAGGUAGUACUGACAUCUUCAACCAGAGGAACAGCUUCCCGUCACUGUCGCCACUGACUGACCCUCGCUUCUCAGACCCCCGGAUGCACUACCCCGGGGCCUUCCCCUACUCCUCCAACACCUCCAGCUCCGGCAUCAGCGGCCUCAGCAUGUCGGCCUCUUCUAGAUACCACACCUAUCUGCCGCCGCCUUACUCAAACAACCAGAGCCAGAACUUCCAGUCCAACUCCUACCUGUAUUACGGCGCAGGCUCCGGAUCCUACCAGUUCUCCAUGGUGGCGCCGGGCAACACCGGGGGCGAGCGCUCCCCCACCCGCCUGCUGUCCUGCUCCGGGGCCACGGGAGGGACCAACAGCCUGAUGAACCAGGGCCUGAACAACCAGAGCGAGGGCGUGGAGGCCGACGGCAGCCACAGCAACUCCCCCACCACCAUGAGCGCCUCGGGCCGCUUGGACGAGUCCGUCUGGAGGCCUUACUGACUGACAGACGGCUAGACAAUCAGAGGGGUGCAGUGAGGGCGGAAAAGUAAAGAGGAUAAUGAACAAAAAAACACUGAAAGCAACAAAAAAAGCAAAAAAAAAAGAGAGAAAUGCUGCAUGUUUUUCUUUUAUUUCUCCGGCAAUAGCUUUAAAAACAGUUUUUAGCAACUCUGUCAAGACAUCCAUGUAUUUUGUACAUUUCUGAGUAAACUCCUGCACUGUGCUGAAACAUGUACUCUUAAAAAGGACUAUCAAAGCCAUAGAAGUGAGGAAGAUGUUCAGCUGAAACUGUAAAUAGACAUGAAGGCAGAACCAGAAAAGCCAUAGCAAUGAAACGUUUCAGCGUCCUUUGUCCGAUGUAAACAGGUACUGAUGAAAGAACAGAAGACGAUGGAGGCAUGAUCCAUCAGUACAGCUGAUGAAGUGAAAAACCACAGCAACAGUCGGACUGGACUGAGUGACUGACAUCCUUCCAAGGCACCGCUGCACUGCUGUAGCAAACAGCCUUUUAAAGCUUUACAUUUGUGUAAAAGUUGAAUAUUACGUCAGUUGUGAAAACUUGUUCAGUUUCAUCCAGGGCUAUGUGCUCACAGUACUUAUGCAGUACCUUAUUGCCUAAUUUAUUAUCCGAAUGGACACAUUAGCCUUUGGUGCUACAGUGUGCAGUUGACCUUUCAACACAAUCGCUGCAUCUUUCAGAGUAAAGCAUUUUAUCCGUCACAUGUUUAAUGAUACAUUCUCCUCUGCCGCGUCACCAGUGUAUCGAGUUUCAACAGGACAAUGGCUGAUAUUUGGAGGAAUGUAAAAGACUUAUGCAGAGGGGGGUUCAUUUGUUUCUUUUUCUGCAGGAAUAUGUAAGUCCUGCUGUGUCAACUCUGUUUCUUACAUUUCUAUCCAAGCUCUUUUCUGAAAAAUAAGUCUUGGUCUGGUAUUUUUUUAACUGGAUGACACGGUUUACUUUUGAUAUUUAUUUGAGCCAAAUUGUGAGGAAAUGUGCACGUAUACCCAACAUCCUUAAGCAUUUCUCACUAGUUUCCUUUUUAUAUAUAUACAGUAUAUAUGCCUUAUUUUGUUGUUAAGUAUACAUUUGGAAUUUGUGUAAUAUAUUGCUACUAAAUUAUGAAAAAAACUAAACAUUUAAUGUAAUUAUUUUGUUUUCCAAUGUAGCUUUGAUGCACUAAAAAACUUUUAUUCCUUAUGAACCACGCCCAACAGAUUCUGUUAGUGAGAAGGUGUAUCGAGCCCUUAUCCUUUAGACAAUUUCCAAUUUGCCUUUCUGCGCUAAAUAAGCCAUUUGCUUCAUUUUUUGCACUAUGUUUGUUUUUCUUUUUUGGUUAUGUAUUUACAAAUAUCUGAAACUAUGCCAAAGUAAAUAUUGAAAUAUUCCGUCACGUGUAUUUGCUGAACACACUUAUGUGUCCUUUUGUAAGAAACCCAUCGCCAAGUAACUAAUGAUGUCAUGAUUAGACACAUUCACACACACACAUUCCUGCACCACAGGUGUGUGUGCACAUUCCCCCCGUCCUGAGGGCCUUUCGCCUGCAGGUACACAUGUGAUCCCUCCAUCCCUGGUUAGGAAGAGUGUGAGGAUGAAGGGAUAGAAAGAGGAGGAGGGGGCACAGCGGUAUCUUCUUACCAACACCAAAGGCAGUUAUGCAAAGGAAAACCCCCUUGUUGUUCCAGGUCCCUUUGUUCUGUAUAAUCAGUGAAGGCUUUGAAGCCUGGUCCCGAUUUAGACAUGUUUGGUCUAAUUGACUGAUCAGCAGCAGCUCAUGCUGUACCAAUCAUGUAUAUGCCUGCACAAAAGGCAGAUAUCAUACAUCUCAUAUCUACUAGAAGACUCAUUCACAAGAGAGAAUACAUCUGAAGUAUGGAAUAUAUGUAGUUCCUACAAAAGUUAGAUAUCAUUUUUGAAUGACCCAUAAAAGCGUGCACUUGCAGCUCAGGUAAAACAAAUGUGCAAAGUGUUUUGUAGAUCUCACAUGAAGACAAUCAGUAACAAUGUGUCAUUCCUAUCUCCCUCUGAUCAGGAGGGAAAGCGUGUAUCCCUGCUCCCUCCUCUGAAGCCUUUUUACGGUAGAGGACCUACUUUAUUAUGGGCAAAAAUCAUGCAGCUAGAGAAACCACAUGUGUACUUAUAUCCAUGUGGUUCCUUCAAGAAAACCAAAGAUCUUCACAACUGCCUGUAAUAACGUCAGGAUGACUUUUAAUAGCAUUCUUUAUGCAAAACUAGGAAGCCAAAUUGUACAAGUGAUGUGUAUUUUAUUGUAUAUUAGAUUAAAGAGCACAAUGUAACUUUUUCUGUUUUGUUCAUCUUUUUUAUAAAGAUGCCCCUUUUCAUAUACCAUCAUCUUUGCUCCUUUCAUUUCUCCUGAUGCUCAAGCAUGUACAUCUGAAACUGAUAUGUUAAUUUAAGAAUCUCAUCCGUGUAUGUAAUGAUGUUGUUGAUGCCUACAUAUUGAGUGCUUGUAAAGUUUGCGGAUAAUGUCGUUUUGAAUCAUUUUAAUUAAAAAACACAUGUCUCAC